This is a messenger RNA of Lonchura striata (white-rumped munia), 3218 nucleotides long. It is a transcript of the gene SNAPC1, whose product is annotated as small nuclear RNA activating complex polypeptide 1. Gene Ontology annotation, molecular function: sequence-specific DNA binding. The record is from RefSeq and is a predicted model, not a curated record. Gene Ontology annotation, cellular component: snRNA-activating protein complex. NCBI's taxonomy places the organism in Eukaryota, Metazoa, Chordata, Aves, Passeriformes, Estrildidae. Gene Ontology annotation, biological process: snRNA transcription by RNA polymerase III; snRNA transcription by RNA polymerase II.
GCUGUUGUGGUGCGGGCGCGCCCGUGCGGAGCGGCCGCGGGGCGAGCGCGGGGCCGGCGGCAUGAGCGGCGUGCCGGGGCUCAAGGAGGACUGCGAGGAGCUGCUCGGCGCCUUCCAGCAGGCAGACACCGUCCGCUUCGAGCGCUUCGCCGAGCUGUGGCGGGAGCGCCGCUUCCACACCGUCUUCUAUGGUAGAAUGAGAGCUUUGGAGAGGAAUAAGCUCACAAAGAAGACUCUAGAUCUGGCCCGGCAAUACUUUUUUCCCCCCUACUCCUUCCAGAUCCGAGUUGGUGCUCUGUACCUUCUGUAUGGGCUCUAUAAUGCCCAGCUUUGUCAGCCAAAACAAAAGAUCAGAAUUGCACUCAAGGAUUGGCCUGAAAUCCAGAAAUUCCAGCUGGAUCUGCUUGACUCCCAGCACUAUGAUGCAGCCUAUAUCUUUAGGAAGCUGCGACUUGCCAGAGCUUUCCAUUUCACAGCAAUGCCAAAGCUACUGACCUACAGAACUAAGAAGAAGAGUGAGGAAAAUUAUAUUAAAGAAGAAUUUAAGGACCCGAGUGACAGAGUAAACAGCCUUAUCACUAAUGAUGUAUUGGAGGAACUGAUGAAUAUUCACGACCAUUAUCAGAAAAUGAAGUGUGUCAUUUCAGCUGACAAAUCCCAGCCAGACAAGGCCCUGAGCUUGAUAAAAGAUGACUUUGUGGUCACUCUCAAAGACAUAACCUUGGAACAUCAGGGAUGGCAGCAGAACAGAAUGAAAUUACUCCAAAAUAAUGAAGUAACUCAUGAAACGGAAAACAAAAAGAAAGAACAGACUUUCCUAGAACCAGAGGGUUCUGAAAGAGCAAGUGCCCUGGCAAGAAUCAAAUACAAGUCUUAUUCUGCAGUUGUUGAGGUUUCCAAAUCCAGGAGACAUCGUCAAGUCCGGUUGGAAUCCUCUGAACCAGGAUCCAGUUGUGGGAAGUCUCCAAGUCGAAGUAAAAAGCCCAGCAGGAGACCACAGCCAGCAAGGAGAGGUUCUUCUUCAGAAGUUAGAGGUGAAAUGCAAGUGGCCAAGGAAACUGUAACUCAGCAUAUCGGGAUGCCAAUAAUCGUAGAAGAGGACUCAGAGGAAGGAGAAGUAUCUCUCCCCAAGAGGAGAAGACAACGUUAGAGGAUCCACACGGAGAAACACUGAUGUUAAUUUUAAUGACAAAAUGAAAAUGUCAGAGGUAACACCAAGUGCUUGUUUUGGAUACCUUGGAACAUAAAAGGUGUCUGGGGCCAGAAGCACAGGUGAUGUUGCAAUACUGGUAGUGACUGGGAUACUUCAGCUGUCUUGUGAUGCCUUUAUUCACCUGGUGAAUAUUUCUUGUGGGAGACUGAAGUUGCUGUGUCCUGGCUGAGACAGAAAAAGAAGGCUCAGAAAAUAUUUCCCUAUGUAAUACAUGUCUAUAAUCCUUUAUCUCUGAACAUAAGGUUAUUGACUGUUGAAAAUUAGUGCAAUAAAUUAUUUUUCAUGGUUGACUUGCUCCAUUUUAUGGUGUGUAAACUUCACUGCAUAUCAUGGUUUGAUUCCACACAUGUGGAAAUGAACUUGCUGAUAAGCUUUUUGUUGUGCCCUGUCUCCAGCAGAUCUGGAGUUAGUGUAUUCAAGUGGAGGGAUGUAAAGGGUGUUCAUUAAUUCUGCAGAUAACCCUGAGCUGUAUAAGGGCAGGACUGGAAUUCAAAAUUAUCUUUAUAAAUUGGAGGGGAGUGAAGGAAGUGGGUGCAGAAAUAAACAUAGAUCUCAGCAUUGAGAACAGGCACAGCGUGGGGAAAUGCUUGGUAACAGUGCAGCAGAAAAAGUAAAUGGGCUGAGAAUCAUCAGCUGGAAUAUUUUCUUUUAACACUAAAACAGUAGAAUUUGUGUCACUCAGCCUUGGAAGGCUGGAGCCUUAAAUAUCCCCAUCUACCACAACAGCUUAAGAAGAAUGUGGAGUUACUCUCCUUGGAAUUUCUCUGGUUCAUCACAACUGUUCUUUCAAGAAAGGCAAAGGAGUUAAGUGUCCUUUUCUACAAGAAGAAAUGUAAAUUAGAAAUUUGAAAGAUUUUGAAUACAAAAAGAAAACCUAAUUUGAAUUAAUUAGUUUGGUAGUAUGACUCUCCAAGGCCAGAGGAAUUUAAGUGCUCUUAUGUAGAAGAAAAAACAUUUCAAUGGAGAUGCAAAGGGUUUUACUAUCAAGAGUUUUACUGUCAAAAGUUUCCAUAUUAAAUGUGUUGGUUGGCAGGGAGGAAUGGGCCAAAAGAGGUUGGAAAAGCUGAUGAUGAAGUUCCAGUGUUGCACUCGACCUUGUUAACAAGAAAAGAGGAAACACUUUGUAAUAAAGCCAAACCUUACUGCACUGUAAACUGAACAAUCAAAUAUUCAGUUGAGUAACCAAAGUCUUGAUAGACUAAUCCAAAAGUCAUUAUUAGCUCAGAUCUAAUUAUUGUAGAAAAAGAAUACUUCUACACAGAUAAAAAACCCCUGUAGUGGUAACAACACAGUUAAAGUCAUCAUACAUACAUUUAGUUUCUACUCUUUUUUUUCUGGUUUAUCAUUCAUUCUUCCACUGCACUCUUUGUCCUGAGGUUGGGUUAAGGCUGUGGAUGAUUCAGAUGUGUUUUUCUUAAAAGGACUGAUCUAUGGCUAUGAAUAAUUUGGAGGUAUCGUUUCUGUAAGGUUUGAACAAUUUGAUUUUAUUUAGGUUUUCUGACAAUGCCUAUGCUUUUCUGCUGCCUGCACAAACGCUGCCUCUGUGCAUUUCUUCUACUUCUUGAUGAGCAGGUACAAAAAAACCCAAAAGAAACCUCAAAGUGAAACGUAAUCAGAUUAUUUUUGCUCAGUAACAUGUCUAAGGAACAUGUUUGAUACUGUUCCCUGCAGUGGCACUUUUUUGUAACGUGACCAUCUAAUUUGCCUCUCCUUAUACCUUUGGGCUACCCCAAGAGCUGAAUAAGGGGUGGAAUUUGUGACAAUUUUUGAUACUUCUGAGUGACAUGAUAAUUUUUGAUAUUUUUGAGUGACAUGAGUCCUCCUUGCACUCCUCUGCAAAUGAUGUGCAAAGCGUGCAAAGGCUUGGCUAGGCACAAGGAUGGGUGCAUUCAACUAGAAGUUAUUUUCAUAUUGUAAUAAUGAAAACAAAUGUUCUGUAAUUUGUUUAUAAAAUUACAUAGAUGUAAAUGGAAGUCAUGAUUAAGAAUAAACUUAGAACUGCUGA